This is a messenger RNA of Dryobates pubescens (Downy woodpecker), 527 nucleotides long. RefSeq names its product cytochrome b-c1 complex subunit 6, mitochondrial. Lineage: Eukaryota; Metazoa; Chordata; Aves; Piciformes; Picidae. The transcript has 4 exons. Gene Ontology annotation, biological process: mitochondrial electron transport, ubiquinol to cytochrome c. The coding region runs from base 78 to 335 and encodes 85 amino acids. The record is from RefSeq and is a predicted model, not a curated record.
UUUCCGCUUCCGGGGAGAGCGGCGGCGCUUCCGGCGGGUGACCCUGUCGAGUCCUUCUGGGCGGCGGGAGCGGAGCAAUGGGGCUGCACGAUACCGUCGUUCACGCCGGGGAGCCCGAGGAGGAGGAAGAAGAGCUGGUGGAUCCUUUAGAAACAAUCCGGGAGCACUGCGAGCAGACGGAGAAGUGCGUGAAGGCGCGGGAGCGGCUGGAGCUCUGUGACGCACGGGUGUCCUCCAGGUCCCAGACAGAAGAGCAGUGCACAGAGGAGCUUUUUGACUUCCUGCAUGCCAGGGACCACUGUGUUGCUCACAAACUCUUCAAGAGCCUGAAGUAAGGGCGGGUAUGAUUGUCCAUCUGCUUCCACAGCCAAUGUUGGCAGUUCCUGAUCCACAGUACUGCUUCCUGCCUGUUCAUUCUCCAUGCCCAGUGUAAACAAAAUGGCUUCCUGGCAGCGACCUCUGUUCUCCUGGAAGAAGAUGUGCAGCUGCACACAAAAAAUGUGUUGAUGUCCUGUGAUUUUCCAUAG